AUGGAUAAUUUUUACUUUGAACUCGUUUUUAGACAGAACAAGAUGACUUCUAUAUAAGUGACUAACAAUGAAGAUAAGAUAAUGUUUUCUUGAAAAAAUACGAGUGUCAAGAUAUAUACUUCAGUUUAAGCUCUUUAAUAUAUUGUUUAUUUUACGUAAAUCUCAAUAUUUUUUUGUUGUAUUAUGUUAUUAGUUACUAAAAUGUUGAACUGGAGGACGAAAAAGCCAUCUCAAAAUGUACAGCUCAAAUACUCCGAUUGUCACGGAGAUCAAGAAAAUAGACAAACGUAUUUUAGGGCCAUACGAUUUAACGACAAAGAACAAUUUAAGAAAAAAUCAAAUCUUGUCAUAACUGCCCAAUACGGAAUUUUAUCAUUUUUACCAUUAUUUACCAUUGAACAAUUAAUAAAAUUCACCAACCAGUAUUUUUUAUUUAUAUCUAUACUUCAGCAAAUACCUGAUGCAUCUCCAGUUGGCAGAUUUACAACGAUAUUACCUUUAACUAUUAAGUUUGGAUUCUCAGCGAUUAAAUCAAUUAUUAAGGACCUAAUUAAACAUAUUAGAGAUUAUAAAGUUAAUCAUAAAUAUGUGGAAGUAUUAAGAAAUGGUGUUUUAGUUCAAGAGAGAUGGAGUGAAAUCGGGAUUGGAGAUAUUAUUAAAGUUAAAAAUAAUAAUAUUUUCCCAGCAGAUCUUGUACUAAUAUCAUCCAGCGAACUAUAUGGAACUUGUCACAUAGAAACUACGCAUUUAGAUGGUGAAGUAAAUUUAAAAAUCAGACAAUGCGUCAAAGAAACAUCUCAUUGUAAAGAAUUAAAAGAUUUGAUUGAUUUAAAUGGAAUAAUUGAAUGUGAAUUGCCAAAUAAGUUACUUUAUAAUUUUUUAGGAAAACUGAUAAUUAUGAAUAAUAACCCUAUACCUUUAGAUAAUAAACAAUUUUUACUACGAGGAUCAGUUCUGCGAAAUUCAAAAUGGAUUUAUGGAGUCGUGGUAUACAGUGGUCAUGAAACAAAAAUUAUGCUUAAUCAAUCUUUACGCUCUUUAAAAGAAUCAGCAAUGGAAACAAUUCAAAACUCGUUACUGAAAACUGUUUUUUUAUUGAUUUUUUUUCUGAGUCUUAUGUGUGCUUUAUGCUCUUUGUGGUGGACCAAACACAAUAUUAAUAAACAUUGGUACCUUGAACAGAGAGAUGUCAAUGCAUUCACAUUUCUUUUACAGUCAAUCAGUUUUUUUGUUAUAUUUCAUAAUACAAUCCCUGUAUCAUAUGUAUAUAUUGAAGUAGUACGUUUCUUACAGGAUUGGUUUAUCAAUAAUGACAUUGAUAUGUAUCAAGAAGAAAGCAACACACCUGCUAGGGUUAGAUCACAUAAUCUUAAUGUUGAGUUGGCCAAGGUAAAAUAUAUUUUUUCCGAUAAAACUGGAACUUUAACUAAGAAUGUCAUGAAAUUAAAACAUUGCUCAAUUGCUGGAGAACUUUAUCUAGAAGGAUCUCAAAACAAAAUGAUAAAUAACUCAAUCAAUCACUCGACCAAAAAUUAUAUUUUGGAUUUUUUAAGAAUAAUGUCUGUCUGCCAUACAGUUAUUCCAGAGAAGUCAAAACUGACAGAUGAAAUAGUAUACUAUGCUUCAUCUCCUGAUGAACAAGCAUUAGUCAUUGGAUCUCAACAAUUCGGAUUUACAUUUCAUACUCGUUGUCCAACAUCAGUGACUAUUACUACAUUAAAAGGAGAGGAGACUUAUGAAAUUUUAAAUACAAUAGAGUUCACAAAUUCUAGGAAAAGAAUGUCAGUUAUUGUUCGAACGCCUGAUGGUCAAAUAAAAUUAUUUUGCAAAGGCGCAGAUACCGGUAUUAUUAAACGCCUAUCAAAAUCUGGGGAAAAGCACAAACACCAAACCAUGAUGCAUUUAAAUGAUUUUGCCCGCUCGGGUUAUCGAACAUUAUGCUUCGCAUAUAAGAAUAUUUCUGAGAGCUUUUAUAACAGGUGGAAAGAUGAAUAUCUCAAUGCAUCAACUGUGUUAAUAAAUCGAGAAAACGCCAAAAAUAAAGUAGCUGAAAAAAUAGAAAAGAAACUGACGCUAAUUGGUGUGACUGCAAUUGAAAAUAAAUUACAAGACAACGUACCAAAAACUAUCCAAGCAUUAAUGUGUGCAGCAAUCAAAGUAUGGAUACUAACUGGAGAUAAAGAAGAAACAGCAUUAAAUAUUGGAUUAUCUACUACACUCAUUACACAAGAUAGCUCAAUAGUUAUUUUUAAUGAAACAAAUUUAACGGAUCUCAGACACACUAUAAAUCAAAAAAUAUACAAUCUGGGUCUUACAGUCGAAACAAUGAAUUGUACAUUGAUAAUAAGCGGACGAUUAUUGAAGCAUGCAUUGUCAAGUGAUCUUAAAAUGAAAUUUCUCAAGUUAUGCUUGAAUUGUAAGUCUGUUAUCUGUUACAGAAUAUCACCUACACAAAAAGCUGAGAUUGUUGAUCUCGUGACAAAAUACACAAAUGAAGUAACCUUGGCUAUAGGUGAUGGAGUAAAUGAUGUGCCUAUGCUCCAAAAAGCUAGUAUCGGUGUAGGUGUAGUAGGAUUAGACGGAUUGCAAGCGUAUAAUGCCUCAGACUAUUCAAUUGCUCAAUUUAAUUAUUUAUUAAAGUUAUUGUUUGUGCAUGGUGCUUGGAAUUAUGAAAAGCUUACCAAAAUGAUGUAUUUUUAUCACUAUAAAACAGUUGUUUUUAAUUCUUUACAAUUAUGGUUUGCCAUUUAUUCUGGGUGGUCUGGUCAAGUAUUAUUUGAUAGAUGGAAUAUUUUUAUGUACAAAUCAUUAUUUACAGUUUCUCUACCGUUUGUAAUGGGAUUAUUUCUAACUACAUGCUCAACAGAAAAGAGAUUAAAAUGUCCAAAAUUGUACUGUCAAACACAAAAUGUGUUUAAUUUUAAAAUGUUUUGGAUGUGGAUAUUUAACGCUUUGUUUCACUCGAUACUCUUAUUUUGGUUGUGCUUAUUUAUCAUGAGGCAUGAAGUUAUAUGGACUACAGGGAGAGUAGGCGAUUAUUCACUAUUUGGAAACAUCAUGUACACUUGUACGUUGAUCAUUGUGUGUUUCAAGGCUGGUUUACAUAUUCAAUCAUGGUCUUUAAUCGUACACUUAGCUAUAUGGGUAUCAAUACUAUUAUGGAUUUUAUUCAUAAUAGUUGACAAUGAGUUAAAGAAGAUUUUAACGCAUUUUACUGUGUUCAUCAAUGUAAAUGAAAUCAUAUUUAGUUCAUCCAUAUUUUGGAUUACAAUAAUAUUUACAACAAGUAUAGUUCUAUUACUUGAUAUUAUGGUUAUAGUAAUUCAACGGACUCUAAGCAAUGAUACACUGAUUAAGAAAAAUACUGAUACUAAAACAUUUCAAAGCAUUCCAUAACUUUAUUCAAAUAAAACUUCUUAUUUGUAAUUAUCUGUCUUAAUAAUUGUAAAUUAAUAAUUAUGUAUGUAGUAAACUAUAAACAUUAAAAUAAAUUAGGUACUAAUUUUUAAGGAUAGAUGUAAGUAUUUAAUUUAUAUGACUCAAGUCCCAUAUAAUUCCAUCCCAAAUAUAUCUGUUAACAGUUCCUAAGUAUCUAAUGUUUAAUACUGAAUAGUGAAUAUGUUGUUGUAAACCCCUGAAUAAUAUUCUAUUUUAUGUUCUCAUAUAAUAUAAUAUUAACAGUAUAAGAAUAGUGUGUUAGUCGACAGCUCGUCAACAGGAAUCCGCUGACUAGACGAUUCGGCGUCCGACAGGGUCGCCGGCCGACACACAGGGAGGAGGUCAGUCAGUCGUAUUUCCACAAAGCAUUAUACAUAACGUAUGUUUAAGAAGAUUAUUUUAUAUUUCUUGUACAAUUAGUUAAAGUUAAAACCAGUAAUAAAACCUAUAUAAUUAAUAACCUAA
Myzus persicae (green peach aphid) is the source of this 3903-nucleotide messenger RNA. Its product is annotated as probable phospholipid-transporting ATPase IA. The coding region runs from base 184 to 3396 and encodes 1070 amino acids. Gene Ontology annotation, molecular function: ATPase-coupled intramembrane lipid carrier activity; magnesium ion binding; ATP hydrolysis activity. The transcript is spliced from 21 exons. Gene Ontology annotation, biological process: phospholipid translocation. Lineage: Eukaryota; Metazoa; Arthropoda; Insecta; Hemiptera; Aphididae. Gene Ontology annotation, cellular component: plasma membrane. The record is from RefSeq and is a predicted model, not a curated record.